This is a messenger RNA of Ochotona princeps (American pika), 3355 nucleotides long. It is a transcript of the gene ITGB6, whose product is annotated as integrin subunit beta 6. Gene Ontology annotation, molecular function: integrin binding. The record is from RefSeq and is a predicted model, not a curated record. Bases 513 to 2879 code for a protein of 788 amino acids. Gene Ontology annotation, biological process: cell adhesion mediated by integrin; cell migration; cell-matrix adhesion. Gene Ontology annotation, cellular component: integrin alphav-beta6 complex; focal adhesion; cell surface. Lineage: Eukaryota; Metazoa; Chordata; Mammalia; Lagomorpha; Ochotonidae. The transcript has 19 exons.
GAUUCCUGUAAGUCAACCAGACAUUCUGUCAUUCAGCGGCACUAUCUCCGUAGGACUCUGCACCCCUGUGCCUUCACGAGUUAGCUCCUGGUGCCUGUGGAAGAAGUAUUCAAAUGAAUGUACUUUUUCAGGGAUUCUGACACCAGAAUGUUUUAAGUUUGUUCAUUACCACCACAAGGAUAAAUGGCGUUUCUGCCAAAGAUUUAAUAUCGCAUGCCGAAAUGUGCAUCAGCACUUUCUGAAAUUAAAGGGCCGGCCCUGAGAGGUUUUAUAUGUUUGUCUAGAAACCCACUUUUAAAGGAUAAUCCCCUAGGACAUGAGCACAGCCACAAAGAAGCUUGUCUGAGAUCAGACAAUUCAGAAAAUGACAAAAGUUCAUGUCCAUUUUCUGUGAAAGAUUUAGCAAUGAAAUACGAACAUCUCAGGUAGUCUCUGUUUUCAUUUCAGUCUUAAUGAAAACUUCUUAACUUCCAUCUCAAGUUUCUUUUCAAAACAGCCGAGAACUGAAACGAAUGGGGAUUGGACUGCUCUGCCUGUUCUUUCUAUUUCUAGGAAGGAAUGUCUGCGUACAAGGUGGCUGUGCCCUGGGAGGUGCAGAAACCUGUGAGGAAUGCUUGCUGCUCGGACCACAGUGUGCCUGGUGCUCUCAGGAGAAUUUUACUCAUCCAUCUGGAGUCGGUGAAAGGUGUGACAUUUCAGCAAAUCUGUUAGCUAAAGGAUGUCAAUUAAGCUUCAUUGAGAACCCUGUCUCCCAAGUUGAAAUACUUAAAAACAAGCCUCUCAGCGUAGGCAGACAGCAAAAUAGCUCUGACAUCGUUCAGAUUGCACCACAGAGUUUGAUUCUUAAAUUGAGACCAGGUAGUGAACAGACCCUGCAGGUGCAUGUCCGCCAGACCGAGGAUUACCCAGUGGACUUGUAUUACCUCAUGGACCUCUCUGCCUCCAUGGACGAUGACCUCAACACAAUCAAAGAGCUGGGCUCCCUGCUUUCCAAGGAGAUGUCUAAAUUAACCAGCAACUUUAGACUGGGCUUUGGCUCUUUUGUGGAAAAACCUGUCUCCCCCUUCAUGAAAACAACACCCGAAGAAAUCGCCAACCCUUGCAGUAGUAUACCAUAUUUCUGCUUACCUACAUUUGGAUUCAAGCACAUUUUGCCAUUGACCAAUGAUGCUGAAAGAUUUAAUGAAAUUGUGAAGAAUCAGAAAAUUUCUGCUAACAUUGAUACACCUGAAGGUGGAUUUGAUGCAAUCAUGCAAGCUGCUGUGUGUAAGGAGAAAAUUGGCUGGCGGAAUGACUCUCUCCAUCUCCUGGUGUUUGUAAGUGACGCUGAUUCUCAUUUUGGAAUGGACAGCAAGCUGGCAGGGAUUGUCAUUCCUAAUGAUGGGCUCUGUCACCUGGACAGCAAGAAUGAAUACUCCAUGUCAACUGUCUUGGAAUAUCCAACCAUUGGACAACUCAUUGAUAAACUGGUACAAAACAAUGUGCUGCUGAUCUUUGCUGUAACCCAAGAACAAGUUCCUCUAUACGAGAACUAUGCGAAGCUCAUUCCUGGUGCUACGGUGGGGCUACUGCAGAAGGACUCCGGAAAUGUUCUCCAGCUCAUCAUCGCAGCCUACGAGGAACUGCGGUCUGAAGUGGAGCUGGAAGUACUAGGAGACACGGAAGGAGUCAACUUGUCGUUCACAGCUAUCUGUAACAACAGCACCCUCUUCCCACACCAGAAGAAAUGCUCUCACAUGAAGGUGGGAGACACAGCAUCAUUCAAUGUGUCUGUAAGUGUAACAAACUGUGAGAAGAGAAACCAGCACAUUAUCAUAAAACCUGUGGGCCUGGGAGACACCCUGGAUAUCCUGGUCAGUCCCCAGUGCAACUGCGACUGUGAGCAAGAAGUGGAAGUAAACAGCUCCAAAUGUCACAAUGGCAAUGGCUCCUUCCAGUGUGGAGUGUGUGCCUGCCACCCAGGCCACAUGGGUCCUCACUGUGAGUGUGGCGAGGAUGUGCUGAGCACGGAUUCCUGCAAGGAGGCCCCUGAUCUUCCCUCAUGCAGCGGCAGGGGUGACUGCUACUGCGGCCAGUGCGUCUGCCACCUCUCUCCCUACGGAAGUAUUUACGGGCCGUACUGUCAGUGUGACAAUUUCUCCUGCGUGAGACACAGAGGACUGCUUUGUGGAGAUAAUGGCGACUGCGAGUGUGGUGAGUGCGUGUGCCGCAGCGGCUGGACGGGCGAGUACUGCAACUGUACCACACACACAGAGUCGUGUGUCGCUGAAGACGGAGUGCUCUGCAGUGGGCGAGGGGACUGCGUCUGCGGCAAGUGUGUCUGCACCAACCCUGGAGCCUCAGGCCCCACCUGUGAGAGGUGUCCAACCUGCGGUGACCCCUGUAACUCAAAACGGAGCUGCCUUGAAUGCCACUUGUCUGCAGAUGGCCAGAGCCAAGAAGAAUGUGUGGACAAAUGCAAACUGGCAGGUGCAACCAUCAGUGAAGAAAAAGAUUUCUCAAAGGAUAGUUCUGUUUCCUGCUCUCUGCAAGGAGAAAAUGAGUGUCUUAUUACAUUCCUAAUAACUACAGAUAACGAGGGGAGAUCCAUCAUUCACAGCAUCGAUGAAACAGAUUGUCCCAAACCUCCCAACAUUCCCAUGAUCAUGUUGGGGGUUUCCCUGGCGAUCCUUCUCAUCGGUGUUGUCCUACUGUGCAUUUGGAAGCUCUUGGUGUCAUUUCAUGAUCGUAAAGAAGUUGCCAAAUUUGAAGCAGAACGAUCAAAGGCCAAGUGGCAAACGGGAACCAAUCCACUGUACAGAGGCUCCACUAGUACUUUUAAAAACGUAACCUAUAAACACCGAGAAAAACAAAAGGCGGACUUUUCCACAGAUGGAUAGAACUGCUUUUCUGCGUGAGAGAAGUCUAUUCCACUGACAGGAAAUGUCAAUGCACUACUGUAUUUUUAUUUCUUUGUUGCUUCCAAAGGAGGUUGGUUUAAGAUAACAAUAGGUCAUUCGGAGAUCAAUCAUUCUCUGUGUGAAGGUGAGACACUACCUUGGCAGGUUCAAAAAUAAUCAGGAAGAGGAAUAUCCCUAACAAAGAGGUGACUUUGGGGAGCAUUUGAGGAAUACUAACUCUGUCGCAUUAAUGCUUAAAAAAAUCAUCAAGAUGAUUCAUGGGGGCCUGAUUUGCAUUUGAAAAAUGUUUGAAAUUAGAAUCUCAUUUGUUUCAGAAAUACAGCUAGCUGAAGUCUUUGUCUUAGCAAAGUCACAAAGCCCAUAUGCUCAUAUUGUAUACCCACACUUGUCAAUUAAUUCUCAACUUGUUGCAAAUCUGCGUUUUCUUAAACAGGGAUUCUUAAAAACAAACAAAA